AUGCAGGGUUUCGGUCAACUUCUUAUGGAGGAAGCUGCCCGUAUCGCUUAUUUUGAGCACGGAUCCGACAAAAUUGUGGUUAUCUCAGGUGUUGGUACCAGAGACUAUUACAGGAAGCUAGGAUACGAACUGGAUGGUCCAUACAUGAGCAAAUCCUUGUCUGCUGAGAACUUCGAUUCCCGAGAGCUGGAAGGAUCAUAG
Molecule: messenger RNA, 201 nt
Organism: Cooperia oncophora
Lineage: Eukaryota; Metazoa; Nematoda; Chromadorea; Rhabditida; Trichostrongylidae
Source: the annotation of a GenBank genome assembly